AUGAAAUUUCCAAUCGAGACUCCAAGAAAACAGGUGAACUGGGAUCCGAAAGUGGCCGUUCCAGCAGCAGCACCCCCGGUGUGCCAGCCCAAGGGUGCCACUAGUGGGCACCACGCGGCCCCGCGCCUGUCCGUUUCCUCCCGAGCCACGGUGGUAGCCAGGAUGGAAGGCGCCCCCCAGGGGGGCCUGCAGACCGUCAUGAAGUGGAAAACGGUCGUUGCCAUCUUUGUGGUCGUGGUGGUCUACCUCGUCACGGGCGGUCUGGUCUUCCGGGCGCUGGAACAGCCCUUCGAGAGCAGCCAGAAGAACACCAUCGCCUUGGAGAAGGCAGAAUUCCUGCGGGAUCAUAUCUGCGUGAGCCCACAGGAGCUGGAGACGCUGAUCCAGCAUGCCCUUGACGCUGAUAAUGCAGGAGUAAGUCCAAUAGGAAACUCUUCCAACAACAGCAGUCACUGGGACCUUGGAAGUGCCUUUUUCUUUGCUGGAACUGUCAUCACCACCAUAGGGUAUGGGAAUAUUGCUCCGAGCACUGAAGGAGGCAAAAUCUUUUGUAUUUUGUAUGCCAUCUUUGGAAUUCCGCUUUUUGGUUUCUUAUUGGCUGGAAUUGGAGACCAACUGGGAACCAUCUUUGGGAAAAGCAUUGCAAGAGUGGAGAAGGUCUUUCGAAAAAAGCAAGUGAGCCAGACCAAGAUCCGGGUCAUCUCAACCAUCCUGUUCAUCUUGGCCGGCUGUAUUGUAUUUGUGACGAUCCCUGCUGUCAUUUUCAAAUAUAUCGAGGGGUGGACAGCCUUGGAGUCCAUUUACUUUGUGGUGGUCACUCUCACCACAGUAGGCUUUGGUGAUUUUGUGGCAGGGGGAAACGCUGGGAUCAAUUACCGGGAGUGGUAUAAGCCCCUAGUGUGGUUUUGGAUCCUUGUUGGCCUUGCCUACUUUGCAGCCGUCCUCAGUAUGAUCGGAGAUUGGCUACGGGUUCUAUCCAAAAAGACAAAAGAAGAGGUCGGUGAAAUCAAGGCCCACGCGGCCGAGUGGAAGGCCAACGUGACGGCCGAGUUCCGGGAGACACGGCGGCGGCUCAGUGUGGAGAUCCACGACAAGCUGCAGCGGGCGGCCACCAUCCGCAGCAUGGAGCGCCGGCGCCUGGGCCUGGACCAGAGGGCCCACUCGCUGGACAUGCUGUCCCCCGAGAAGCGCUCCGUCUUCGCCGCCCUGGACACGGGCCGCUUCAAGGCCUCAUCCCAGGAGAGCAUCAACAACCGGCCCAACAACCUGCGCCUGAAGGGGUCGGAGCAGCUCAACAAACACGGGCAGGGCGCCUCAGAAGACAACAUCAUCAACAAGUUCGGGUCCACCUCCAAGCUCACCAAGAGGAAAAACAAGGACCUCAAAAAGACCUUGCCCGAGGACGUCCACAAAAUCUACAAGACCUUCCGGAAUUACUCCCUGGACGAAGAGAAGAAGGAGGAGGAGACGGAGAAGAUGUGCAACUCGGACCACUCCAGCACGGCCAUGCUGACUGAGUGCAUCCAGCAGCAGGCCGGGAUGGAGAACGGGCUGGUCCCCACGGACACCAGAGACCAGGAACUCGAGAACAACGCAUUACUUGAAGAGAGAAACUAA
Puma concolor (puma) is the source of this 1617-nucleotide messenger RNA. It is a transcript of the gene KCNK10, whose product is annotated as potassium two pore domain channel subfamily K member 10. NCBI's taxonomy places the organism in Eukaryota, Metazoa, Chordata, Mammalia, Carnivora, Felidae. Gene Ontology annotation, biological process: stabilization of membrane potential; potassium ion transmembrane transport. Gene Ontology annotation, molecular function: potassium ion leak channel activity; outward rectifier potassium channel activity. Gene Ontology annotation, cellular component: plasma membrane. The record is from RefSeq and is a predicted model, not a curated record.